Molecule: messenger RNA, 6877 nt
Organism: Oncorhynchus mykiss (rainbow trout)
Lineage: Eukaryota; Metazoa; Chordata; Actinopteri; Salmoniformes; Salmonidae
Source: RefSeq, a predicted model, not a curated record
AUGAGUGAAUAUGACCCAGUUUGGCACCUUGACAACAGCCUUAUGUCGAGCAGGGAGUAUUUGCAGCAGCAGUCAGGGACCCUUAUGAAAUAGUAGUGGCCUGGUAGAACUAUAAACUGAGUAGUUUGUAAUUAGCCCGUCGUUUAUCUGUCUAAUCAAAUAUCAUUAACAGGACCUAUGCUGUGCCAGCAGGGGGUUGCUGUGGUGGUGGUGCUGCUGCAAUGACACACACGCGCGCACGCUUAACGAGAGCGACUCGGAGGACGGUUGGAUUGGAUUGUGUUUCUGCAUCUUUGUGUUACACCCCAUCGAGCUAGUAGACCACUCAGGUAAGCACCGAAUAAGAUCUCCCUCUCCCUCCACCUCCGUUCUCGACGGCAUGAAUGAUAGAUUAAGCAGCUGGGCCGCAGUCUCCCGAGGAUGGGUCAGUGCGAUCACGGCGUGGAGGAGCAGAGCACGCAGGUAUACAGCACCACCAUACCCUGUGGUAGAUCUUUACUUAAUGGGUAGCGGCUACAGAGGAGAGAGAGGACUGUACCGUAAAUACACCAUUUCUUCAGAAUUGGAUUUUUGCCAACUAACUGUCAGCACACAUGUGACAUAACUCUGGUCCAGAGAGGGUGAAGAAUUUACAUCCAACCUGGAUGUCAUCAUCCCGUUCCUGAGUUUGACUGAGAACUUACCCACACAGAUUUGGAGAAUGCAGGGGUGUGCCCGGGGUCAGCUGGACAUGGAGGGGGCUCUGACCGCACGGGACCGCGUGGGGAUCCAGGACUUUGUCCUGCUGGACGCCCACACAAGCGAGACUGCUUUCCUAGACAACCUGAAGAAACGCUUCAGUGAGAACCUAAUCUAUACCUAUAUAGGCACUCUGCUAGUGUCUGUGAACCCCUACAAAGAGUUGGAUAUCUACAGUAAAAAACAGAUGGAUAUAUACAUGGGCGUCAACUUUUUUGAGCUUCCACCGCAUAUUUUUGCCCUGGCAGACAAUGCCUACCACACCAUGCUGGCUGAGGCCAACAACCACUUCAUCCUCAUCUCUGGGGAGAGUGGCGCUGGCAAGACAGAGGCUUCCAAAAAGAUCCUGCAGUACUACGCUGUGAGCUGCCCCAGUACCACCCUACUGGACAAUGUCAGGGACCGGAUGCUGUUGUCCAACCCUGUGCUGGAGGCUUUCGGCAACUCCAAAACACUGAAGAAUGACAACUCUAGCCGCUUCGGGAAGUACAUGGAUAUCCAGUUUGACAUCCAGGGGGAUGCCGUGGGGGGGCACAUCCUGGGCUACCUGCUGGAGAAGUCCAGAGUGGUCCAUCAGAACCACGGAGAGAGGAACUUCCACAUCUUCUACCAGCUGGUGAAGGGAGGAGAGGAGGACCUGCUGCAUCAACUAGGCCUCGAGAGCAACUGCCAGCACUACAGCUACCUGGUGCAAGGCGAGUGUGCCAACGUGGCCUCAAUCAAUGACAAGAAUGACUGGAAGACAGUGAGAAACGCCCUGUCCGUCAUCGACUUUGACGAGAGAGACAUACAAGACCUGUUAGGGGUCAUCGCAAGCGUCCUCCACUUAGGGAACGUGCAGUUUGAGCCUGACAGCAAAGGCUACGCCACGUUGAACAACAGCGCUGAGCUCCUCUGGGUGUCAACAUUGCUGGGCGUCAAUGUUCAAGUGCUGCAGGAGGGGCUGACAUCCAGGAAGAUUGAGGCCAAAACAGAUGAGGUGCUCAGCCCGUUCACAGUGGACCAUGCCAUCUAUGCCAGAGAUGCCCUCGCCAAAGCCAUUUAUGGACGCACCUUCACCUGGCUGGUCAAUAAAAUCAACGACUCCAUGGAAAAUAAGGACUCUUCAAGGAAGACAGUAAUUGGUCUCCUAGACAUUUAUGGCUUUGAAGUUUUCUAUGUCAACAGUUUUGAACAGUUCUGUAUAAAUUACUGCAACGAGAAACUGCAGCAGCUUUUUAUCCAGCUGACCUUAAAGUCGGAGCAGGAGGAGUACGAAGCAGAGAAUAUUGGGUGGGAGCCUGUCCAGUUCUUCAACAACAAGAUUAUCUGUGACCUAGUGGAGGAGAAACACAGGGGCAUCAUCUCAGUGCUGGAUGAAGAGUGCCUGAGGCCUGGAGAGGCCACUGACCUCACGUUUCUGGAGAGGCUUGAGGAAAAAUUAGACAGUCACCCUCAUUUCGUCACGCACAAGCUGGCUGACAAGAAGACACGUAAGACGCUGGAGAGGGGCAACUUUCGCCUUCUGCAUUACGCCGGGGAGGUCACCUACUGUGUUGUGGGGUUCCUCAGCAAAAACAAUGACCUGUUAUACAGAAACAUCAAAGAUGUGAUGCGGCAAUCUAAAAAUACCAUAGUCAGAGAGUGCUUUGCAUCAAAGGAGUCGGAUGGCAGGCGGCGACCAGAGACGGUUGCUAGCCAGUUUAAGAGCAGUCUGCUGGGACUGACAGACAUCCUCAUGUCUAAGGAGCCCUGGUAUGUGCGCUGCCUCAAAUCUAACGAGUCCCAACAGCCAGGGCAGUUUGACGACGUGCUGGUUCGGCACCAAGUGAAGUACCUGGGGCUGAUGGAACACCUUAGGGUCAGACGGGCAGGUUUUGCAUACCGAUGCCGCUAUGACGUUUUUCUGCAGAGAUACAAGCCCCUAUGCCCAGCCACCUGGCCCUAUUGGAGAGGAGUGGCUGCAGAAGGAGUGGAAGUGCUGGUGCAGCACCUAGGUUACCUGCCAGAUGAGUACAAAAUGGGCAGAACCAAGAUAUUUAUCCGCCACCCCAGGACACUUUUUGCUACAGAGGAUGCCUUUGAGGUCUGCAAACAUGAUCUUGCAUCAAGGAUUCAGGCCCAGUACAAGGCAUACUGGCAAAAAGGACAAUUCAGAAGACAGAAAGAAGCCGCCACCAAGAUUGAGACUUGCUGGCGAGGAGUACAAGCCAGGAAAGCGAAAGGGAGGAGACAAUGGGCUGUCAAGGUCAUCAAGAAGUUUAUUAAAGGAUACAUGGCCAGAGGGGAGGCAAAGACCACCGAUAACUCAGAAUACCUGGCCUUUGUCAGACAGAACUACCUAAACAGGCUGAAAGACAAUCUCCCCAAAAUGGUUCUGGAUAAAACCAGCUGGCUAACCCCUCCACCGGUAUUGAUGGAGACCUCAGAGAUCCUACGUCAGCUCCACAUGCGUCUCAUGGUGAGGAAGUAUAUCAGAGGUAUCACUGCACAACAGAAGGCACAGCUUCAACUCAAGGGGAUCACCAGUGUCAUCUUCAAGGGCAAGAAGGACAGCUACCCACAGAGUGUCUCCCAACCCUAUGUGGACACCAGAAUCAGUGAACAGGACAUAAAUAUGAAGGUCCUGCAGAUGAUUCGCCAUGAAGGAAUCAAGUACAGCAUACCAAUAGUGAAGUACGACAGGAAUGGAUUUAAAGCCCGACCUCGGCAGCUCAUCCUCACACAGACUGCUGCCUAUGUGGUGGAUGAUGCCAAGAUCAAGCAGAGAGUGUUGUACACUACUCUGAAAGGUGUGUCGGUCAGUACCUUGAGUGAUGGCAUCAUCAUUUUCCAUAUUCCAAGUGAAGACGAUAAGCAGAAGGGGGACCUAAUCAUGCAGUGUGACCACCUGUUUGAAGCGUUGACCAAACUCAGCGUGGUUGCCAACAAGCAGAGCGCCAUCAACGUGGUCCAGGGCAGCGUCAAGUUUCAGAUGAAGGCAGGGAAAGAGGGCAUUGUGGAAUUCAGCAGUGGCCAGGAGUCCAUGGUGUACAAGGACAAGAAUGGACAUCUCAUGGUGGUUUCCACUCGGACCAGGGCUCGAUGACCUGUGCAGGACAUAGAGACACACUAAGGAGAGGAUGGACAGGCACCCAGCAGACAGACACAUCAUCUGGAUUAGACCAAGAUUUUUGCUCUUGUAUUGCCUGAUUCCAGAUCUGUUUGUGUUGUACACAAACUCAAUAGCCAGUUGCAAACAAAUCUGGGAUCAGGCUGGUUUUUGUUAGAGAUGAACACCCCAAAAAUACCUACAGCUGUUGCUUUCAGAAAACCCGAAACUGCAAAUGUACAAACCAUUGAAUCAAUCAAUGUAUUUAAUGUCAAUCAGGCAAUCUCUUAAGAAAAUAUAUUUCAGUUCUUCUUAUGCACCAAUCCUGUGUGAUAGAAUUGACUGGAGCCAACCAAGUGUUCAUUUAAAGACAUACUCCGGUACUUUGGCGACUAAGAAAGUAUUUUUAAACCUCCCACAUUGGGCUGAAUGUGUCAAUUUGUAGUUUGUAGUUUGAAAGCGACUUUUCUUGAAGAUGUGCUGCGUUAUUUUCCCUAAAUUUAACCUCACGUGGCCAGCCACCUAGCAAUUUGAGUUCUAGCCAAUGAGCUUGCAUUUGAGUGACAGUGUUAUCCAACAAAGUUGCAGGGCGGGCCCAACGGCUCAGUGGACACAGCAGAGAGAGAGAGAAAUGACGUCGUGCACAUACAGUAUGUGACAUAUUAUGCCAUUUUCAGGGACCACUUUUGGCUCAUGAGCACUACUUUCAUAACUACUGACUAAUAAGUAUACAAAAGUACCGGAGAAUCUCUUUAAGGGACCCAAGAAAAGCACAAACCUGUGUCAUGUCUAUGAUCUACCACACACUUGUAUAUUUCAAUUCAUUUCUGUUUGUGAAUUCAAGGCUAAGGGAGCCUUUAUGUCUCUGCUGGUUUAGUAUUUCAGAUGUAAUAUUCACAUUACGGUGUUGUUGAAUUCAGAGCAAAGUGUACUUACUCUCUAAAAUAGUACAUUAUAUAUUUUUGUACUAUAGCAACCGUCAGGCUAGGAAUCAUUGAUUUUGGAACAAAGUCAUGUGUAUCAUAAUUUUGUAUUUCAACCAACAUUCAAAUGAAAUUAGAAAAAUAAAAUCACAACAUUAUAGAAAUCUUAAAUUAUUUGAUAAGAGGUAUCUAUAAACAUUUAAAUGCGGGACAUCUGUAGACAGAUGUCUUCACAAGUAUGGUUUCCUAAAAGAGAACACAUGUGGACAUACAGUUACAUUCCUUAAUGAAUACCCUGAUGAGGGCCAGGUCUAAAUGAUCUGCCUGUUAAAAGCUUGUAGGAGAGAGCUCUCUCCUCCUUCAGCCUUGGAGCUCCAUCAUUCAAUCAACCUGGAUAACACGUCACAGCUCAAGUUCUUCCCUUGUAAGCAAUCACUUACAUGGCAAGAAGGGACAAUGGGUUAAAUGGGAAAUCCUAUUAAUUAAAAAGUGGUUGUGGGAGAGUAGAGGUACUCUAUUGUAUGAUAUCUUUUUAAUCAACUAAAUGUUGACUGAUAUUCAAUAGGGUGAAUUAAAAAAAUGCAACAAAAAUAGUUGGAAAUUGAUAGAAUAUGAAAGGCUGCGAGCAGCGACACCGUCUCAGACACAAUGAGAUCAUCUGAUUCGAUACUGCCCCCUAGUGGGCUUUUAUUGUAGAACACCUGAUUGACAGCCAUCAUACAGCUUCUUCAAAAACUUAGAAGACUUUUCUUUCAACACAUCCAAAAACUCAGUGACAAACGUUGCAUGAUUCUUGUUCUUCUGGAUUGCAUUAUAGCAAGGACCAAAGAACACGAUGCUGACAUUGCAAUUCCCUCCAGUAUAACAACUGACAUUUCCAUUCCACACAUUUCCAGUCCCAUUAACAAUCCUAUUUACAUUCACGCACAGUAGAAAAACAAAUCAUCACCUCCAAACUCUGCAACCACCAACCGACAGAUGAGAAAAACAAAACAAUUCCUCAGAGCACUACACACAACAAGAUAGCCUACAAAUGAACACACGUGAAACAACUUCACCACAUCACACUACGCUUCAACUCGUCUCUCAUCCUCAGCAGUGAGCUCCUGUGUGAGAGUAGGAGUGGGGAAGACGAGGGAGAAGGAGAGGCGCUGGAAGUAAGGCACAGAAGAUUUCCACUGAGUCCAGGGUCAGACAUUUAGGGCCGGGCUUUGUAUGGUCGAGGUCAGUCAGGAGUUACUGGUGGUGGUGUGUGCGGUCGUCGGGCCGCUUGACGUGGAUCCUGCGCACCCUGUCAACGCGCUCCUCGUCUUCGUCCACGUGGUGCGAGUGGCCGGCGGCACCCCCUGUGGCCUCCAGCGGAGCGUUGUCAGGACCCCUCCCGUCCUGGGACUCGUACAGCAGGAUGUUGAGGGGCUCCUCGUAGAUCCACUCCACCUGGAACGGUAGGGGAGUGGAUAUGAUAUAUAUGCAUUUAUGUAUGUCUGUCUGCCUGGGUAUUAUGUUAUCUGAACGUAAAGUACGCCUGUACUUUGUUAAAAAAACAAAUGUCACAACGGCAUAUUAAAGUACUCUAUUUUAUGCUAACAGAAGGUUAGAGACAACCAACUCAUGAAUUGAAAUAAUUUACUAAGAAGGAAUCAGUUCUGUCAUCAGAGAUGGAAGCCAGAUACAUGAUGUACUUGCCCAGUUUGUGCUGAUUAAAAUAUCUUAAUGACGACAUCCCACUAUAAGCCAUCCCAGAGUAUGAUUCACUUGCGUUACCUUGGUCUGCUUCUUCUCUGUGGCGUAGACGAUAGAGGUGCAGCACACCUCGGCGAUCUUGCGGCCCUGGCCAUAUAAGGACCAGCAGCAGAUCUCGUUGCCGAUCACGUCUUUGUUGAGGACAGCUUGUUAAACAGCUCGAUGUUUUUCAACAUGUUGUCAUCAGAGUUACUGCCUGGAGGGAAGGAAGGGGAAGCCUGCAACAACCGGCUGCAUGUCACAUCAUCGACUAUGCUGUCGGACAUCAGAUUGCAAUGUCAAAUGACGUGGCUAUGUGAUAUGUUGUGCGAUAUUGCAGAUUUUUCACUUGAGAUUUACAGUUAAAGUCGAAAGUUUACAUGUACUUAGGUUGGAGUCAUUAAAACUUGUUUUUGAACCACUC